Molecule: messenger RNA, 4001 nt
Organism: Schistocerca gregaria
Lineage: Eukaryota; Metazoa; Arthropoda; Insecta; Orthoptera; Acrididae
Product: ubiquitin-conjugating enzyme E2 T-like
Exons: 5
Coding region: 230-817 (195 amino acids)
Source: RefSeq, a predicted model, not a curated record
UGAUUGGCCCCGGUUUGAGAAGAGUAGGCUAUGCCAGUACGGUGGUGCGCAUGCAUCAGCAAAUUUUCGUUGCGUCUGGGAACAUGGCGCGUGUAACUUACCAGCAAAUCGUCGGUAAUUCUUUGAUAACAACGAUGACAUAGACUUUGGUAGGAGUGACAGAUAGGAGCGGGAGUUAGAAAUUACUGUUGUGUCUAAUGUGAUAGUGUCAAUACGCAAUUUUGGUAAUAUGCAAAAAGUUUCGAGAUUAAAACGAGAGCUUGAAUUGAUGGUGAAGAGUCCACCAUCCGGUAUUUCAUGUACACUUAAGGAUGAUAACUUUAAUGUGCUUGACGCAAGCAUUGUUGGUUUGGAAGGAACAGCUUAUGAGGCGGGAGUUUUUAAAUUAGAAAUUCAAAUACCAGAAAAAUAUCCAUUUGAACCACCCCAAGUGAAGUUCCUAACACCCAUUUAUCAUCCAAAUAUUGAUUCUGGUGGUCGAAUAUGUCUGGACCUGUUGAAAGUUGGGAAAUGGAAAGCUACCAUUACAUUAUCAUACCUUCUGAUGAGCAUACGACUUCUAUUGGCUGAGCCAAAUCCUAGUGACCCUCUUGUGGCAGAAAUUGCUGAAGAAUUUUUAUUCAACAGACCAUUGUUUGAUAAGACAGCAAGAGAAUGGACCAAACGACAUGCCUGCUUGAACUUGGAAAUGCCUUCAGAGAAUGCAGAAGUGAGUCAUUCAUGUGGUGUGCGGAAUGAAUCAACGAAAAGAAAAUCUUGGCAAAUGGAAGAUCUUACACAGGAGCCUAAUGCAUCAAAAUGUUUGAAAACCGAUUGAGUGUGUGUGUGUGUGUGUGAGAGAGAGAGAGAGAGAGAGAGAGAGAGAGAGAGAGAGAGAGAGAGAGAAUGGAUAUACUUCAUAACAGAAAAAUAUUGUUGUAAAUUGUGUUUUGUUUUUUUUUUUUUUAAUUCUUGAUUCCUGCCUUCAUAGUGCAGGAUAUAGUCUUGCAUAGAUUUGCGUAAUUUUCAUUAGUUGUGCUCAUGCAGUGUGGAACAAGUCUUGAACAAUAGUAAAUCAAGAGGCUGUAAAUACAUUUCAUGACAGUUACUAUUGUGAAAAGGUCUUUCUCAUUGAAAAUUUCUCGAUUUCAAAUCACAUAGCAACAAAUAAAAUAUUACUAUUUACUGUUGCAGUGCCAUUUCAUUGCCAUUGUGUUUUCACGUCAGAAUCCUUUUAUUGAACUGUACAUGAGGGCUAUUUGGAAAGUAAGUUCCGUUAAUGUAUAUCAAAAGAAACACCAGUACAUCAAGAAGUUUUUUUGUUAUAAACAAUUAUAAUAGCUACAGCUAUUUUUAUACUAAUUGACUUCUACAUUAAGGCUCUUGUUAUACUGAGGAAAAAGUUUUUUAGUUCCCUUGUUGUAGAAUUCUGCUGCCUGUGAGCUAAUAAAUCAGCACUGUACACAUGAUCAAACAAUUCCCAGUUGAAAUGUUAAGCGACAUUUGUGCUCAUGCAGCAGUAUCUGGCCUAGCUUUAUCAUACAAAAAUAAGAUGACAGAGCUCAACAUCCCACCUAAGAUGACAGAGCUCAACAUCCCACCCCCUUCAUUUUUGCAUGGCUCUUCUGACCAUUUUAGUGUUUCACUGUAAAUUUUGAGUUAUGGUGGUCCUCUUUCCAUAAAAUCAACAAAAACUACUUCCUUUGUGUUCCAAAAAUAGUUGUCCUCAGUGCUUGUGCGAAAAAUGUUUGGCGUCUCUUUAAAGGUGUGCAUGAUGAGCUAGUAUGUCCUCAGUCCAUUGAUUUUUUUCCCACAAUCUUGACAAAUGCAAUCCAUUUUUCAUUCCCUGCUGUAGUGUGACUGAGGAAUUUGUCUCCUCCUGCAUCAUACCAUAUCAGAAACGUUAAUGCGACAGCAAACCUCUUCGUGAUGAUAUCAGUUGCCCAUCAUGCUCAACAGUCAGUCACAAGUUUGUACAACAUUGUCCGUGAUACCUGAGGGAGAUUGAUUGAUAAUUGUGUAAUCAUGAACUGAUUGUGUACUGAGUGCUGAAACAAUUCCAUUUGUCACAAUGGAUAUUCAUCCAUUUUUGUUCAACCUACCCGAAACAAAUGACACCACUUUCUUACAGCACUCUUACUUGUAAUGUUCUCUCUGUAUAAUGCACAAAGUUCACUACAGAUGUGUAGAAUUUUCAUUGUUUUUAUACUCAGAAAAAGGAUUACAUAAUUUAAUUCACAGGUGACAGUAUAUUUUAUGAUAGUGACCUGUUUAAUAUACACUUACAGUGCAAACAACAGUUCAAUAAUCUUUCCUUAGCACUGUCAGAUUUGCACUGAGUUGGGCAACACAGCUGUGCUGAAAUAACUCUGCAAUGCCCCUCCAUUAUGUACGAGACAGCAUUGGAACUAACUUUCUGAAUAGCCCUCAUUAGAAAUAGAAAGCUUCCAGCCCUGAGAUUGGAGGUAUAAUUUUGAAAACGUAGUCUUAAUGCAUCAUUUAUGUUGUAGGAAUAUUAAGACUUCUGCCAUUGACAUAACUGUACUGUUUGUUGGUGACUGAAGUUUUCUGUGUUUUGCAUAAAUCACUCCAGAUCUAUUGGCAUGAGUUGUUAGACAAGCUCAUGUACAUAUCUUUUUCUGAUUCUUUCAGAUUUUCUUCUGGGUUUUGUUAACACUAACUACCACUAGCGGUGAAACAAAAUUACAAAAAAUAAGUAAUUUAGAAAUGUCAUAAAGGGAUAUUGCACAUAUUUUGUACUCUUUCUUCAGUAUCAAUUAUAAAAGUUGUGCUAAUAAUGUUUUUACAAAGAAAUAAUUUUUGCUAUCUAUAAUAUUACUAACAUUUUUUUCUUUUUUUUCUGAAAGUUUGUCUAAUUUGAAGAAAUUAUCCAUGAAAGGCAGGUGUCCAGAUUUACGCUUUAGUCCAGUGUACAGUUAUUUGGCACAGUGAAUGUUUUGGUAGAAUUGAGAUAUUUCAGUAAAAAUAAAUCUACAUUCUCUCUGCCAUCACCCACUUAGUGCAGAAAAUUGCAAGAUGGAUUUUUAUCCUGGUGGUAAUUGUGUUUAACAUGAUUUUUCUCUGCCUGUUCACAUAUCUACUCAGCUGAACAUUGCAUGUUAAGAUGUAUGUAGCAGCAGAUUUAUUUUAAAAUAGGUUCUAUUUUAGAGAUUACUGUGAUCAUUAUAGUGUAUGCAGUUACACAUUUUGUUAAUGUAUGCCAGUUAGCUUUCAAAAUUUCACUGAACAUUGUUCAAGAAUAAAAUGUAUUUUGGUAAUUCUGGAACUUGUUGUUUAAAACUGGCUUUGAUUAUUGUAUUAGAUGAACAAAUAAUUGAACAAGCAAGUGUGUUUAAAUAUCUGUGGCGCAAUUUUAAAUGUCCCAUGUUAGGUGAUAUAGUGCUAAAAUUGGCCAGAUUCAUGCAUUUCUCAAUGUUCAUCAAAACUCAACACACAGAAAGAAGGAAGUAGUAAUUAAACUUUACAAAAUAGUGGCCUUUCCUUUUCUGUUGUAUGGUAGAAAAUGCCGAACCCCAACAUCUGGUCAAUUACAAUCAGUCGAAUCAUCAGAAAUGAAGUUUCUCUACUUUGUAGCUGGAUAUUCAUUUCUGAAUCAUUAAAAAAACUCCAAUAUUAGACAGAAACUAAAUAGAUGUUGAACCCAUUACAUCUGUAACUGAAAACACAGAUUGAACUGGAAAGACCAUUUGCAAUGUAUGUCUAAUAAUAGGAUAACUAUAGCUGCAACAUUGUACAACCCAAAAGGAAAGAGAAAUAUUGGACAUCCCUUAGACAUUUGAUGUGAACAGGUCUGAGGCAGAACAGGUCAAAAGGCAUAAUCCUUGAAAAUGAUUAUCCACAUUUCUGUGUUUCUGUAAAAUUCUUUUAUUAAUUGUGAUUGCCUGUGAAACUGAAGACCACUUCUGAAGUUUCAGUGCUUUGGUGAUAAUCUGUUUUCAAUAAAUAUAAGGCUAACUCUACGUGAAUGGAAAAAUUCAGGGUGAAAUAAAUAUGUAACUGAA